Lactuca saligna is the source of this 681-nucleotide messenger RNA. NCBI's taxonomy places the organism in Eukaryota, Viridiplantae, Streptophyta, Magnoliopsida, Asterales, Asteraceae. The record is from the annotation of a GenBank genome assembly.
AUGGGUUUCUACCCAGUAGCCAGGCGCCCAGGCCCCAAAGCAGUUUUUCUAGCCGAUUUAUCAGACCCCAUGACCUUAUGGGAUUAUUUUAUUCAUGGAUUUAUCGAUACCAUCUACUUAGAAGGAACCAAUCUUCACUGCAUCAACGAAUUCCCAUCAGCCGUACAAACCAUAAUAAGAAAUUAUAAGACACGCUUUGCCAAACAAGAACGAGGAUUAUUUAUAAAAAUGCAUUCUAGCUAUCCAAUCUUUGAUGAAGACAAACAAUUACUUGUCCCAAGCAUUACCUUCGCAAACAUGGGAAUUAGCAACGGCUUAAAACCAACAAAAGAUGACCUACCUCAUGAUGAACCCACACAAGACCAUCUGAUUUUUGCAUUAGACAGAGUCUACCUCGCAUCAUCUCGCAUAGGCAACGGCAAAGAUCAAAAAUCAAGAAUCAGAGUAAAUUAUGCAAAUAAAAAUUUCGUUAUAUACUCCCUAACAAACAAUGAAAUCACACCGAAAGCAAUAAAAGCAAUUGAAACUUUCGAACAACCGUUCGAAAAAUUUUCUCAUCAUCUAGCUGAAUUACCCGUUGAUCUAAAGAAACAACUUUGUAAACACAUCAUGCAUGCACCACAUCAUAACUGCAUUCACUGUAAAGAAAAUAUAGAAGAAACACCAUUCAUGGAAGACUAA